Molecule: messenger RNA, 800 nt
Organism: Ilex paraguariensis (yerba mate)
Lineage: Eukaryota; Viridiplantae; Streptophyta; Magnoliopsida; Aquifoliales; Aquifoliaceae
Source: the annotation of a GenBank genome assembly
UCUCUCUCUCUUUCUCUUUCUCUCAUAUGGGCAAUCACAUCUCAUUCUGCCGGUUAGAAGGAAGUGGGAAAGUCAUUCUUUCGAACGGAACAGUUCACCGGUAUGACAAACCUUUAACGGUUGCAGAGCUGAUGUUAGAGUACCCGCAAGAGGCUGUGGUUGAAAUCCAAUCAGUUUUGAAUGGAAAAAAGCCAUGUCCAUUGCCUGCCGAUAAUAAGCUGGAGACCAACAAGGUGUACCUCAUGCUUCCAAUGAAGAGAGGCAAGCCAGCAGUACUAUUGUCAUCUGGAGAAGCUCGUCGAAUUCUUUUAAGGGCAAAUUCAGUUUUAAAGACCAAAUCCCUUUUGUCUGCAUCAGGAUUUCUCCCACUGUUUGCAAGGAUAUGCCCAGCAAGCGCCGGAGAGGGACAGGAUCAGUUUGUGCUGCAUCGGAAAGAAAAAUUGGCGGAGAAGUCAGAGGAGACCUCCAAACAAGAAGUUUUCGAUGAAAUUGUGGGUGGGACGCCGGAGUAUUUGAGCAGGCAAUUCUCAGGGAAGGGGUGGAAGCCAAGUUUAGAUACAAUUAAGGAGAAGAAAGUGAAGACAAAGGUCCCUCACUGGUUGUUUUGAACAUGUGGUCUUGCAACCAUGAUGGAGAGAGAAAGAAUGUGUUCCUAAUGAGCAAGGUGGUUAUUGAGUCUAGCUAGAGAUGCCGCCAUGUGGGCAGUGCAUGAAAGAACUGUAGUGAUAUGCAGUGUAAUUACGUAUUGUGUUAUGUAUCCUCUUUGGUUGCUGAAAUUCUGAGUGAUCAUGAUAUGCGUG